AUGUCUAGAGAGUCGAUUUUACUAAAGAACGAUAUGAUGCAAAUGGUGGGAGGCUGCAGCAGGGCUAUAGAUGUCUGGUUUGCUGGUGGCUGUCCUUAUUUAAGAAUGUUUAAGAAAGAUAGCCAUAUAAAAAAGAGAUGGGAAACUUCUGAUGAUGAUGAAAAGUUCUGCAUGGGCUUGUUAGCUUUUGCCAACAAUUGUAACACCUCGAUACUAUCUGGCAUUAACAAGUAUGAAGAGGCAAGCCAAGUUGCUAAUGAUCCAGUUGAGAGUGUAAGAACAGUUGCUUCUUUUUGUGCCGAGGAGAAGUGGGGCAGGUUUAGUGUCAUUUGCUUUGCUAUUUUUUGUCUAUGCCAUCAGUUUCUAUGCAGAAGCUUAACUCGCAGGGAAUGGAAAAACUACCUUUACCAAGGUCUUUCGCCGAUAGGAAUACCACAAUCUAGCUCCUUUGCUCCUGAUAGUAGUAAAGCCAAGAGUGUUGCUGCCUCAGUAUUUUCAAUCCUUGAUCGUAAGUCUAAGAUAGACCCAAGUGAUGAAUCUGGGAUGAUCUUGGAUAAAGGUGAAAUUAAGCUUCGGCAUCUGAGGUUUUCAUAUCCAACUAGACCUGAUAUUCAGAUUUUUCGAGAUCUAAGAUUGAGCUUCGUCGAACAGCAGCUAGACGAAUCAACUCAACAAGCGCUUCAUCCAAAACAUCCAGUGCACCGGAACUGUGUAGAUUACGGUAAACAAGGGCAAUCUUGUUUUCUGCAACAUAAACCAAAUCCCAUUGAGAGAAUUUAGCAGCAAGUUGGAUUGCAUCAAUUGCCAAAACGGGUGAGUCCAAGGAAGACAACAACAAGUUGGAUUACUUCAAUUGCCAAAACUGGUGAGUCCAAGGAAGACAAUGAUCACUCUUGA
Spinacia oleracea (spinach) is the source of this 897-nucleotide messenger RNA. Its product is annotated as ABC transporter B family member 11-like. The record is from RefSeq and is a predicted model, not a curated record. Bases 1 to 780 code for a protein of 259 amino acids. Gene Ontology annotation, biological process: oligopeptide export from mitochondrion. Gene Ontology annotation, molecular function: ATP binding; ABC-type oligopeptide transporter activity. NCBI's taxonomy places the organism in Eukaryota, Viridiplantae, Streptophyta, Magnoliopsida, Caryophyllales, Amaranthaceae. Gene Ontology annotation, cellular component: mitochondrial inner membrane. The transcript has 6 exons.